GAAGAAGAAAAAGAACAUAAAAGAGGCGCGGGCCGGAGGCAUUGUGGCGCGGCUGACAAUUCAUCAUUGCUAGGGUUUCUGUCAAGAGAGAGAGAUGGUUAAGGUGGUGGUGAGGAAGAAGAAAGAGAAGAGAGGACACCCGCCUCUUUCUGAUUUGGGAGAUCCCCCUCUCGAGGAAAAACAACAACGAAAGCGAACGCGCCGUGCCUCGGUUCUUGCUCCUCUUAGGCGAUCCAGGCGCCUGAACCCUAAUCUCGACGCCGACAAGAUCCGCCGCGGCAAGCCCGAGAAGCGAGCGAGAAUUCAUCCAAAAAAAGAAGAGAAACAAGUGCGCAGCUAUGAUUUCUAUGCUGAUAUGGGUAAUUGGCAUGACAUAACCGACGAAGAAUUUGCCCGCUACGUCGAACACGUUUCGAAGAGUGAUGGCUUUGAUGUUCCCCUCAUGCUUGGCGUCAUCGCUUGUGGUUUAAUUCAACCACGCAAUGUCAACACUCUGGUUGAAGCCCGCAAGUUCAUACUAUAUUCGAAUUUGGCAAUUGAGGAAUACAACACCUGGAUCCGCACCCACAAGCCUGAAAGUCCUCAGGUGAAGUUUCGGAAGGUUGUGAAAGCUAUGUCUCAGGCUUGCGAUGUGGUGAGGUAUUAUAUUACAUUUGUGGCCAAGGAGGUUGCUGCUGGAGGCCAGACUAAGACCUAUCAAGCUGUGGUGCGUUGCAGGAUACCGGUAGAUGUUAAUAUCACCGUGCUGUCUUUCAGGGAGUGUGAGCAAGUGGAAGGUUCAGGCAUCAUUCGUGGGAAAGAAUGGAUUUGGGAAGGUCACACUGGCCUCUGGGAGGAUGGCUGUUUAUAUGCAGGUGACCGAGACCGAGUCGUAUGAGAAGAUUUUUCAGCAGUGACAUGCAUAUGGAGAGUUUAAGGAGGUUGUUGGAAAUAUGUAAGCUACUCUCAUCAGAAAAGGGGAAAUCUGAGCCUAAACAGAAGAAAAUUUGUUUUGCUGUUGAUGAGAAACCUCUCCGUCAAUUUGACAAGUCCUGAGUUUGAGGAUCAUAGAAGGCUACUUUCAUUGUAUGAUGCUGUUCCUGAGAAACCUAAAUCCGGUAGCUCUCACAGCGAUCCCUGCACCGAUCAAUCACAUAGGGUUCGUUUGAUAAACGAUUUUGUUUUGGUUUUGGUUUGAUACUGUAGCAAAAAGUGAUUGAUGUGAAAAAAAGUAAUAAUUUUUUUUUUUCAAGUGAAAAGGUAAGAAUGUUUGGUAUGAAAAAAUAAAAAAAAAUUUAUUUUGUAGUGAUUUUUUUAUUUGAAUAAUAAUAAAAAAUGAUUGAUGUGAUGUAAAAAGUAAAAAUAUUGAAAAAAAGAAAAGAAAAAGUGAGAUGAAUAGUGUAGAGCCAAAAUCAUGGCAAAAUCGUUUAUCAAACGGAGCCAUAACACCAUUCUAUCUGCUGAGGAAGUGAAAAGGUAAUAUGACUUUUCAACCAUGUCAGACUUCAUUAUUUCUCCCCUCCCAAGUUAUCCCAGCCACUAUCCGACUAUAAGUAGUAACUGCAGGGCAAUCAAAACAUGUGUAAUAUUCUGUUGCUAACAAGGGACUAUAGAAUCGUAAUACGCAUAUGUAUAUAUGUAUAUGAAGUCUUCAGUGGACUACCAAUUCGUAGCGAAGCUUGUGAGUAGAUCAAUGUUGUUUUUCUGUCUGAUGUGUACUGUAUAGGAAGGCCUUUUGUUAUCCAUAGGUGUAGGAUAAAACAGAUUUCAGCCACUUUAAGCUUUGUUUCGGGAACCAUCUUGUGUAGAGUUCUGAGUGUUUUGUGUCGUUCAGUUUUGAUUGUACAUGGUUGUAAUGUGUAACUUUUUCUGACCAGAUGAAAUGACUGACUAUAUCUA
Corylus avellana is the source of this 1878-nucleotide messenger RNA. RefSeq lists its product as uncharacterized. NCBI's taxonomy places the organism in Eukaryota, Viridiplantae, Streptophyta, Magnoliopsida, Fagales, Betulaceae. The record is from RefSeq and is a predicted model, not a curated record.